AUGGCUUCGGCUUUACCUGCCUCCAAUACAUCCAUGAGAUCUGACAGGAAUACAUAUGUUGGAAAAAGGUUUUUUCAUGUUAAAAAUCCUCACUUGGAUUCUAUGAAUGAAGAUCUCUAUCACUUGGAUUUGGGAACAAAACAGACAACUUAACCAGCAAUGUUUGGAGUCAUAAAAUUUACCUGCCUCGGUGGGAGCUCCAACCAAACGAAAGCAUUUGCACUGUUUAUGCAUGAGGAGCUUGGAUUGGAGGAAGGUGGAGAAGACAUAAAAGAUAUCUGUGCUGGGACAGACAGACAUUGUAUGUACAAACCAGGACCACAUUUGACGGUCUCUCAUGGCACCGGCAGCCCCUCCCUUCCUACGUCACGAACUCGUCACGCCUCACGGUGCUGUGACGCCACCAUGGUCAGAAUGGGUACCUCAGGGGGAAUCGGGAUUGCUCCUGGGUCUGUCGUAAUAACGGAUACAGCCACAGACUCCUUCCCCAAGCCCAGGUCUAGACAGGUGAUCUUGGACGCUGUCACCCGUAGUGCUGAACUUGACAAGGACCUGGCUGAAGAAUUAUUCAACUGUAGCAAAGAAAUCUCCAGCUUCCCAACCCUUAUUGGACAUACAAUGUGUACCUAUGAUUGUUAUGAAGGCCGAGGUCGGUUAGAUGGAGCACUGUGCUCCUUUUCUAAGGAAAAGAAGUUAGAUUGCUUGAAGAGCGCGCAUAAAGCUGGCAUCAGGGAUAUUGAAAUGGAAUCUACAGUGUUUGCAGCCAUGUGUGGACUUUGUGGUCUAAAAGCUGCUGUGGUCUGUGUGACACUUCUUGACAGACUUGACUGUGACCAGAUCAACUUGCCCCAUGAUGUUCUGUCACACUACCAGCAAUGGCUUCAGUUCCUAAUCUCCAAUUUCAUCAAACAGUGGCUUGGACUUCAUGACCAGAUAUCAUAACUGAGCCUCCGAACUCUCCCUCAAAAAUUUGUAGCUCAAGUUGUAAUGUGAAAGUCAUAUCAUUUGUGGCAUCUUCAUAUAGUUCUCAUUCGCAUUUUAAACUCAUAAUGGAGAGAUUUUAUGAAAUCCUUUCCUCUUAAAAAAGAAAUUUAUUGCAAAAGAAUUUAAUAUACACAUUAAAUUAAAUUCAAAUUUCAUUUUAGAAUAAGUUAACUAAAUCAGUCUAAUAAUUAAAAUUUUAAAACUCCUGGAUUGUGAC
Molecule: messenger RNA, 1201 nt
Organism: Microcebus murinus (gray mouse lemur)
Lineage: Eukaryota; Metazoa; Chordata; Mammalia; Primates; Cheirogaleidae
Source: RefSeq, a predicted model, not a curated record